Molecule: messenger RNA, 4647 nt
Organism: Aphis gossypii (cotton aphid)
Lineage: Eukaryota; Metazoa; Arthropoda; Insecta; Hemiptera; Aphididae
Gene: 5-HT2B
Exons: 5
Biological process (GO): adenylate cyclase-activating adrenergic receptor signaling pathway
Cellular component (GO): membrane
Molecular function (GO): G protein-coupled receptor activity
Source: RefSeq, a predicted model, not a curated record
CCGCACCUGUGGACGCGGCGCCCGCACACGGUGUACGCCAGCAAUAGCGGCCGCGGUGUUGUGGCCGGCGGCGUCGCGGUGGUGAUCGGCAACGACACCGCGGCCGGGCCCACGUCACCGCUGCUGCAGACGGCCGCGCCGCCGACGCCGCCGCUCCUCGUCGGCCAAACCAACGUCACCGGCGGCGGCGGCGGCGGAGUGGGAGUCGGCGGCGGCGGCGGUGUCGUCGUGGUCGGCGGGGGCGGAGGGGGCGAGGGCUCGUUGGACGGCGGCUACUGGUGGUGGGCCCUGUUGGCCGUGUUCCUGGUGCUGGCCACGGCCGCCGGCAACAUACUCGUGUGCCUGGCCAUCACGUGGGAGCGCCGUCUGCAGAACGUCACCAAUUACUUUCUCAUGUCGCUGGCCGUCACCGAUCUCAUGGUCGCCGUGCUCGUCAUGCCCGUCGGCAUACUCACUCUAGUCAAAGGAGUGUUUCCGUUUGCACCAGUGUAUUGUCUGGCAUGGAUAUGUCUGGACGUUUUGUUUUGCACCGCCAGUAUAAUGCACUUGUGCACGAUCAGUGUGGACCGGUACUUGAGCCUGCGGUAUCCGAUGAAAUUUGGCCGGAAUAAGACGCGACGAAGGGUGAUACUAAAGAUCGUGUUCGUAUGGUUGUUGUCGAUAGCGAUGAGUUUGCCGUUGAGCCUCAUGUACUCAAAAGAUUUCAAUUCGGUGCUAGUAAAUGGCUCUUGCCAGAUACCCGAUCCAUUGUACAAACUGAUUGGAUCGAUAGUGAGUUUUUACAUUCCACUAGGCGUUAUGAUACUAACUUAUACGCUGACCGUUCGACACUUGGCUGCAAAGAGGCAAAAUCUACAAACGGGCUUCACGCACAAUACGAAUCAAAACAACACUAGGAGGAGCUGGCGACGAAUGCUUCGUCGGAACUACCGGAGAACCCGGUCGGACGAGACGGACGUUCGGUCGGCGACCGGCGAAGAGCUGACCGGCGUGAUGACGUCGUCGGCAGACGGUCGAAAGCAAAAGGGUCGCUGCGAUCCGAUGAUGGUCGGGCCCGCGAGCGCGAUGAAAACCGGCGCGGACAACGGUGCGCCGUCGUCGGGUUCGCGGUCCACGGCCGCGGUGGAAGACGACAGUGGAGCAGCGGACAGCGCGGACAAUAGCCCGCGGUUCGGUCACCAUCACCGUCACAAUCACCGGCAGGUGACGCCCAACGCGAGUUGUCGGGGCACGCCGCGACCUUUCCGACACAACCCGUCGGUCGGGUCAACCGAUACGGAAAUGACGUCGCUGGACGCCCGCGAACUGUGGCUGCCCGACACCGAGCCCACGCCGUCCACCAUGUCGGCACUGCAUCAGUUUGGCGCCGAAAUGCUGCGACUUUCCCGGGGUCUGGAAAAGGUCGCCUCGCCCGAGUCCAAGCCUGCUUCUCCCGAAACGCCCAGAUUAUCCAUUAACGGUGUCGGCUUGGACGACGACGACGACGACGACGACGACGACGGCUUAUGCGACGUCGACGACAUCGACGACGGCGAAGAGGAAGACGAAGAAGAAGAAGAAGAAGACGACGACGACGGAGAAGAAGACGAACGAGUAACGGCUUUCGAUUCCAUGUGCUCGGAAGACGCGUCCGCUCAUACCGGGACGCCGCGGUGUAGGCGAGUCAAGCGGCAGCUCCGGCGGCGGCGGCGGCGGUCGGGCACGUUGCACGAGUCGAUGCGCCGGAAAUUCGACGGCCCCAACCGUCACCCGCACCAUCACCACCAACCGCACGCUUACUACCGCCAUCCGCACCACGAGCCGCAGCCUCACCACCGCCUCCAGGGCCAGGCCGCGCGCGUCCGCAGUUUCCACGAGGACGAACUGACCAGGAAUCGGGACGGGCCCGCCUCGUCGUCGGACCUCGGCGGAACGGCGGCGGCGGACAGCGGGCCCAAGAUCGUGGGCACGCUGCUCAAACAGGAGUACCAACGGAAACCCGGGCUGGACGAAGAGAUCUGUCUGUUGCCGCCGCCGCCGCGACGACGGCAGCGGCGCGCGCGUUCCCCUUCCAGCUGCGGCGGCGGCGUGACCUCCGAGGAAGCGGCGGCGGCGUCACCGGCGGCACAGCCGGUGCGAACGACGCCUCCGCCGCCGCAGCCCAAGACGGCCACCGUGGACACGUUGACCGUGUGGUCGGCCUCGUCCAACAACGCGUCCAAGACGACGACGACGACGUUGGCACCGGCCGUAGGGCAACCGCUGCGCCGGGCCAUGACCCAGAAACCCGUUCGCAAGCAGACGCCCGCGCAGGCGCCGUCGGCCGCGGGCGGCAAACGUCACUCGCCGCUGGUCCGGUACGGGUCGACGCUGGGCCUGCCGUCCCGGAACCACCAGGCGGCCGCGCCGCAGCGGUCGAACAACGCGAACCGGUCGAGCGUGAUGAUCCGCAACUCGUACCGGCACGGUCGCAUCAUCCGGCUGGAGCAGAAGGCCACCAAAGUGCUGGGCGUCGUGUUCUUCACGUUCGUGUUCCUGUGGACGCCGUUCUUCGCGCUCAACCUGUUGCCGUCCGUGUGCCCGAACUGCGAGGCCGACAUCAGCAAGGGCCUCAUCGACCUGGUCACGUGGCUGGGCUACGCCAGUUCCAUGGUCAACCCGGUGUUCUACACCAUUUUCAACAAGGUGUUCCGGCAGGCGUUCAAGCGGGUGCUGAUGUGCAAGUACCGCGGCCGCAGCAAGCGACACUCGUGGCCGCCCCCGGCCCCCGCCAGAAAGGUCUGAACGCGCGGGGCCCGACCGUCCGUCCCGCACCGUUCCCGUCGGGCGGUUCCACCGCUCUGGUUCGCACUAUAUACAACUAGACGACUGGUGCAGGAUCGAUCCUGCGCACCGGAAUAUUGUAAUAUUUUUUCUCCGACGUCCGAGUCGAAUUCCGUAAUAAUACGCUUUGCGCUUUUCGACCCGAACGGUAUUUCAAAACAUUUACAAACGAUAAUCGAAAAUAAUCACUCAGAUUUAUAGUUUGUGAAUAAUAAUUACGAAAAUAAUACGUUAAUGAUUAUUAAUUUAUUUGAUAAUUCGAUUGAAAGAUUUAAAAAAAAAAAAAAAAAAUUAAAAACAUUAUUCAAAGGCUGCGCCCGACAUACGCCUACGCCAAUAGUUUAUCAUAAAAUGUUAAGAUAAGUGAAAUAACGAGAACAAAAUUAAGAUGCUCUUCAAUCAUACCACGUGCAUUAUAUUAACAUAUUACUAUGUUGUUUUAAUUUGGCUCUUACAAAAUGUGUUCGUUUCCGUAAUAUAACACCUAAUUUAAAUAAUUACUUUGAAUAAAUUAAACUUAAAACAGCUUGUAAAGUAUGAAUAUUUCAAAGGAUAAAUUUUAAACUCUUAAUAAUUUUCAAAACUACGAUGGUCUACUAGUUAGUACAAAUAAAUUGAGUGUUCUAAAAAUAUCACUUUAAUCUUAUUAUACGACUACUCGUGGAAAAUAAUCUCUACAGUUCGAAAAAACUAUAAUAUGUGUGGGAGAUCAAGCGUUCUACUUUCCAUAAUAUUACAUAGUUGUUUAUGCACGUGGUCGAAUACUUCUCGUGAAAUUUCAUUAUGGCAUAAUAUUAUUAUACUUUAAACAGAUAGGUAGGUACUUUUUGUUGGUUUUGGUUUUAAUAAAACUGUUUUGUUAUGUAUGUGAUGGCAGACCGCUUAGUCACGUGAUUGUGCAAACGAUUUUAAAAUUUGAAUAAUAUUUUAUUCGCGAAAUUUAACAUUGCUCUAGCAAAUUAAUAGGCUUAAAAAACUAACAAACACGUUAGCACAAUAUUAUAAUCGAUUGCCGCAUUUCAUAGAAUUUCGUUCAACGACUCGUCCGCAAACUCAGUGUAUUGUUACUAACUCGUUAGGAUCUAUUAUUAUAAGUUAUAACAUACAUUUAAUAUUUUCACCAUUUAAUAUUUGCGUCAUUUUUGAGUUUCCAGAACCGUAACAACAUUUCAAUAAAAUUUAUGUUUUCAGGCAAUUUAAAAUCAUCAUAACUAUUACACUUAUUUGCACCUACAAAAUGGCUGUAACAAUAACGUUUAGCUACAACAAAAUUAGUUAAACACUUUUAACUUAACUAAUUUAAUUAACUGUUGAAAUAGCUUACACAUUUCAGUUGAUUUAAAAAUAAUCCAUCAAGUUAAAAUUAAACAUUUUUUUAUAAAUGAAUUACUGUAUAAACGGUUUUAAAUAAAAAUAAUCUAAUACUAUAGUGUAACGGUAGCGAUAAUACAAUAAUAACAUCAUUUUGCUGUUAUAUUGAUUAAUAAAUAAAAUAAUAAUAAAACUAAACACACGGGUACCAAAUACUUUUAUGAUGAGAAUCGACGUAUUAAAUAAAUGAGUAGAGAGUAUUUUCUUUUUAAAUUGAAUCAGUUUUUUUUUUCUACAAUUUCGAACUCGGUUGAGUCGAAUGUAUUAUUUAUUUGCAAUUAACUUUCAGUAAUGAUUUCAUAUUCACUUAACUCGAGUUAAUGCAUUUUUCAACCACCUUUUUUCAUUAGCCUUUUUACCUUUGGUUAUAUUUUAACCAUUGAUACACAUUGUCAAUGGCCUUAAUGAAUCCGUUCUCCUCCGACGUAAAUAUCUAACUAAUAAGUAAUAUUGUAUUGAUUCGUGAUUGUAAUA